AUGAUGCGACGAGAUUCAACUUUGUGUCUAGCCAAGAUCCAUGAUUGUCGGAGGCAGUCAGGUAUAAAUAUUGUGCUCCACAUACGAGGCGUUCAUACAGACGGCGGCAGCGACAUCGCUGCAGUGUUCAAGGAAUUUUGCACUGAAAAUGGCAUAAACUUUACGACCUCGGAUGUCAAUCAUCCUUGGCAAAAUGGGUUAGCUGAGAGGUCAGUGCAAGCACUUAAGUAUAUAGCCAAAAAGCUUUUACUGGCAUCAGGAGUGCCGAGCGAGUUUUGGGUAUACGCCAUGAAACACGCGGCGAUGAUUCGGAAUGUUGUUGGCAUAAAGGUGCACGGGAAGGUGAUAUGCCCUUUCGCUGAAUUACUCGGAAGAUCGGUGAGCAUUGAAGACCUUCAUCCAUUUGGGUGCAGAGCAUUUAUGUCAAGAACUCAACUUAGCCAAAGUUUGAAAGCUAUUAAAGACAAGACGAGAUUACCAGAGUGGAAGCUGAAUCGGUUACCGGUUUGGUUUCUAGGGUACGCAGAGGUCUGUCUAACCCCCAAGAAGUUCGUGGUUGUUGUGCCAAAUACGGUGUUGCAAAGGGCAACCAAUAUGAAGGGCCACUUAAAAUUUACCAGUGAACUUAUUUUUGACCAUAAUGGUUAUACGCGCAACAUUGACGCACAAAAGGCGAGCUUGAACGCCGACUUCAAUAACCCGCAGGGCACACUCAACCGUUCAGACCUGAAUGAAUGGCUUGAUGGCGUAGAGUCAUCGGAGUUCGAUGACAUCGGUUCAUCGGAUUUUGAGUUAGAUUGUGAUGUUAACCUCGACGGGGGUCCACACGUGCAUCCGGUAGCCGAAGAAAUUGUCAAGCAACGGGAACCAAAAGGGCAACCGUCAUUGUCGACUGAACCUAAUCUCUUGGGGAAAGAUAAAGGAGUCGACGUAUUAUUGUCAGCUGAACCUAGUCUCUCAGAGGGAGCCAAAGGAGUUGACGCAAUUGAACCGUUUCAGGAGCGGAAUGUAGUGCCUCCUAGAUGGCUUGAGCACGCAGAAUCAUUCCAAAAUUCAGGUUGGGCGCCUACUGGGUAUGCCAUUGACUCCGAAACGAAGGAAGGAGGCAUUGAUGAAGGAAACGAUCCAACUGCUGGAACUGAUCAGCCAGCGGAAGGUAUCGAAGAGCUCAUUAAUCACUUCAGUAAGAAUGGUAGAGUAUCGGAGCAAGAUCUCCGGGCACACCACAUGUUUCUAGUUGCCAAGUAUGAGGUCGAUGACCCACUGAUACCUUUCGAUAUUCGAGGAGAAUCUACACCCGUAGCACAUGUUGUUUAUGCCACCGCUGUGGCGCACAUGGAGGACUACGGGAAGGUAGUUGAUGAGUCGACAGUCGAUUUCACACCAUCCCGAGAGAAGGAGUUCAAUGGGCUGCUAGAACAAACGUUGGAAGCAGUUGAUAUGAAGUCAGGAGCCAAUAUAUGCGGCACGAAGUGGGUAGAUAAAGUGAAACCAGAUGGGACAUUGAAAUCCAGGCUUGUAGUGCAGGGAUUCACCCAAGUGUGGUUAAAGGACUACCAUGAUACAUUCAGUGCAGUCGCGACGCUCACGACCUUCAGACUGCUGAUUAAUUUAGCUGCGAUCCUCGGAUGGGUGGUAUACACCAUAGAUGUAUCUCAAGCGUACACGCAAGGUGAACUGCAUGAGGAAAUAUUUAUCCGGGCGCCAGCAACGCAUCCACUUCCAAAAGGGAAGGUAUACAGGCUGCGAAGGCCGUUGUAUGGUACUAAGCAGGCUGGCAGGUGUUGGUACCUGCACGUUACAAAGACAUUGAGACAGAUGGGAUUGACACAGGCGUCAAAGGACUCAUGCCUUUUCAUUCAAAGGACAAAGUCUGGAGCGCCUGAGUUGUUGAUUUCAGUGCUUGUUGAUGAUUUGAUGAUCAUAGCCGAAGAAGAGACAAUGGUGAAACAAUUCCACGUAAGAUUCUCGAAAGUGUACAAGGUAUCUCAAUUUGAACAGAUUAAAGUGUACAACGGCAUAGAGAUCACACGUAAAAGCAAGCACAUUUAUGUCCUUAGUCAACAUUAUGCGAUAUCCCAGUUCCUAGCGAAGUGUGCGGUACAAGAUGUGAAUCCUUGUGAUAGUCCGUUGCUGCCGUCAGACACGUUUGUACUAGGCGAAGGGGGUGAAGCAUGCAAUCAUAGUGAAAAAGAGCUAUUCCAGAGUAUUUUGGGAUCACUCAAUUGGUUCAACAUAGCCUCCAGGCCUGACCUUGCCGUAGCGUGUAGCUUAGCGGGUCGAGUAGCGAGUCAACCAACCAAGAAGCAGUUCAAGCAAUUGACUAGAAUAGUUGGAUACCUCAAGAGACACUCAGCAAAAGAGUUGACAUAUGAUGGCUCAAAGUGCAAGGGUGUGGUGAGGUUGUAUGGAUUCAGCGACUCAGAUUGGGCGGGGCAGCGCAUGUCGAAAGACCCGAGUGAUAGGUGUGGUAGGAAAUCAACUUCAGGAUAUAUAUCAUAUUCCUGUGGACCCACAAACUGGAAGAGUAAGCUCCAAAAUAUUCCAGCGACCAGUUCUGCUCAAGCGGAGUUUAUUGCCAUGUAUGAAGCGGCUAAGGACCUAUUGUUCCAGACAUUGUUGUUGAAGGAAAUAGGAAUCCAUAUCGUUAGAGUGCCACUGUUUUGUGACAACACGACCACCAUCAAACAGAUGAUGGAAACGAUGUCGUCUAAGUCAAACAAACACAUGGAGAUCAGAUACGCCUGGCUCCAACAUUAUGCACAUCGCGAAGGAUACAUUCAACCUUUCAACAUAGCUUCAGGUGACAACGUGGCAGACUUGUUGACGAAAAUUCUACCUCUGUGCAAAGUUAAGCGAGAGGGGCUCUCGAAUCAUUUCAAUAUUCUCUGUGAGCAGAUUUUCUCAGGAGACAUUCAAGGAUAUAUUGACGCGAGAAUGAAAGAAGGUAUGGUUCGCGGAGAUAAGUUGAACACGUAUGAACACUACCUUAAAUCGGUCGAACAAAAUGAAAUCCAACCUUUCAGAAGCAACAGCACUAGCGGUUAA
Ostreococcus tauri is the source of this 3048-nucleotide messenger RNA. Its product is annotated as Reverse transcriptase, RNA-dependent DNA polymerase. The coding region runs from base 1 to 3048 and encodes 1015 amino acids. The record is from RefSeq and is a predicted model, not a curated record. Gene Ontology annotation, biological process: DNA integration. The transcript has a single exon. Gene Ontology annotation, molecular function: nucleic acid binding. NCBI's taxonomy places the organism in Eukaryota, Viridiplantae, Chlorophyta, Mamiellophyceae, Mamiellales, Bathycoccaceae.